This is a messenger RNA of Jaculus jaculus (lesser Egyptian jerboa), 2520 nucleotides long. It is a transcript of the gene Tas1r2, whose product is annotated as taste 1 receptor member 2. Lineage: Eukaryota; Metazoa; Chordata; Mammalia; Rodentia; Dipodidae. Gene Ontology annotation, biological process: sensory perception of sweet taste; G protein-coupled receptor signaling pathway. Gene Ontology annotation, cellular component: membrane; sweet taste receptor complex. The coding region runs from base 1 to 2520 and encodes 839 amino acids. The record is from RefSeq and is a predicted model, not a curated record. The transcript has 6 exons. Gene Ontology annotation, molecular function: G protein-coupled receptor activity; sweet taste receptor activity.
AUGGGAAGCCAGGCAAGGACAGUCUGCUGGUUUCUCUUGUCUCUGCGCGUCUCGGCCGAGCUGUCUGAGAGCUCCAACUUCCACCUGGCCGGGGACUACCUCCUGGGUGGUCUCUUCUCCCUGCAUGCCAAUGUGAAGAAACCGGUCUCCUUUAACGUCCUGGAGGUGCCCAAGUGCAAGGAGUACGAGAUAAAGGUGCUGGGCUACAACCUCAUGCAGGCCAUGCGCUUUGCGGUGGAGGAGGUCAACCAGCUCAGCAGUCUGCUGCCGGGCGUGCGGCUGGGCUACGAGAUCGUGGACGUAUGCUACCUGUCCAACAACGUCCAGCCCGGGCUCUACUUCCUGGCAGAGGAUGACUACUUCCUGCCCAUCCUCAAGGACUACAGCAACUAUGUGCCCCACGUGGUGGCUGUCAUCGGCCCUGACAACUCUGAGUCCACCAUCACCGUGGCCAACAUCCUUUCCCUUUUCCUUCUUCCCCAGAUCACCUACAGCGCCAUCUCUGACCAGCUGCAGGACAAGCAGCGCUUCCCGGCUGUGCUUCGCACGGCGCCCAGUGCCAACCACCACAUUGAGGCCAUGGUCCAGCUGAUGCUGCACUUCCGCUGGAACUGGAUCGUGAUGCUGGCGAGCAACGACGACUACGGCCGGGAGAACAGCCAGCUGUUCAGCCAACGGCUGCUCCGACACAGCGAGAUCUGCAUCGCCUUCCAGGAGGUUCUGCCCGUGACCGAUCCCAACCACGCCAUGGGGCCCCAGCAGCAGGAGGCCCUGGACAACAUCUUUUCCAAGCUGCAGUGGAGCACGGCACGCAUCAUCGUGGUGUUCUCCCCGGAGCUGACCCUGCACAACUUCUUCAACGAAGUGCUACGCCACAACUUUGGGGACGUCGUGUGGAUCGCCUCGGAGUCCUGGGCCAUCGACCCGGCCCUGCACCAUCUUCUGGAACCGCACUACACCGGCACCUUUCUGGGGGUCACCAUCCAGAGAGUGUACAUCCCGGGCUUCAGUGAGUUCCGCCUGCGCCCUGCAGAGGCUAGACCUCCCAUUCCCAACGGAACCAACCUGCGGGCCACCUGCAACCAAGAAUGCGACACCUGCUUGAACACCACCGAGUACUUCAACAAUGUCCUCAUGCAAUCUGGGGAGCGCGUGGUGUACAGCGUGUAUUCGGCAGUCUACGCCGUGGCCCACGCCCUGCACAGCCUCCUCCGCUGCAACCAGACCGGCUGUGCCAAGGACGUGGUCUACCCCUGGCAGUUACUUAAGAAAAUCCAGGAUGUCGACUUCACCCUCCUGGGCAACCGGGUCCACUUUGACAGUCACGGGGACAUGCUAAGGCAGCUGGACAUUGUCCAGUGGCAGUGGGGCCUGGGCCAGAACCCCUUCCGGAGCAUCGCCUCUUAUGACCUCAUCCAGAAGAGACUGAAGUUCAUCAGUAACGUGACUUGGCACACUGUCAACAACACGAUUCCGGUGUCCAGCUGUUCCAAGAACUGCCCGCGUGGGCAAAGGAAGAAGCCUGUGGGCCUCCACCCUUGUUGCUUCGAGUGCUGGGACUGCCCUCCGGGCACCUUCCUCAACUCCACAGAUGAAUUUAACUGUCACAACUGCCCAAGUUCCAUGUGGUCCCACAAGAAUGCCAUCUCCUGCUUCAAGCGGCGGCUGUCCUUCCUGGAGUGGAACGAGGCUCCCACCAUCAUGGUGUUCAUAUUGGCCGUCCUGGGCUUCCUUAGCACCCUGGCCAUCCUGGUCAUAUUCUGGAAGCACUUCCAGACACCCAUGGUGCGCUCGGCUGGGGGUCCCAUGUGCUUCUUGAUGCUCACGCCGCUGCUGCUGGCGUUUGGCAUGGUGCCCGUGUAUGUGGGGCCGCCCACAAUCUUCACGUGUCUGUGCCGCCAAACCUUCUUUACCCUCUGCUACUCCGUCUGCCUCUCCUGCGUCACCGUGCGCUCCUUCCAGAUCGUGUGCGUCUUCAAGAUGGCCAGCCGCCUCCCGCGCGCCUAUGGCUUCUGGGUGCGCUACCACGGCCCCUAUAUCUUUGUGGCCUUCACCACCGCCAUCAAGGCGGCCUUGGUGGUGGGCAACAUGCUGUCCACCACCAUCAACCCCAUAGGCCGGACAGAUCCCGAUGACCCCAACAUCAUGAUCCUCUCCUGUCACCCCAACUACCGCAACGGGCUGUUGUUUAACACCAGCAUGGACCUGUUGCUGUCGGUGGUGGGUUUCAGCUUCGCCUACAUGGGCAAGGAGCUGCCCACCAACUACAACGAAGCCAAGUUCAUCACCCUGAGCAUGACCUUCUCCUUCACCUCCUCCAUCUCCCUCUGCACCUUCAUGUCCGUCCAUGACGGAGUGUUAGUCACCAUCAUGGACCUGUUGGUCACCGUGCUCAACUUCCUGGCCAUCAGCCUGGGCUACUUCGGCCCCAAAUGUUACAUGAUCCUUUUCUACCCUGAGCGCAACACACAGGCCUACUUUAACAGCAUGAUUCAGGGCUACACCAUGAGGAAGAGCUAG